Messenger RNA from Triplophysa dalaica, 2019 nucleotides. It is a transcript of the gene traip, whose product is annotated as TRAF-interacting protein. NCBI's taxonomy places the organism in Eukaryota, Metazoa, Chordata, Actinopteri, Cypriniformes, Nemacheilidae. The transcript has 16 exons. The record is from RefSeq and is a predicted model, not a curated record. Bases 128 to 1486 code for a protein of 452 amino acids.
CGUUUGAACUAAGCGCGGCGCUUCGCCGGACCCGUGAGCAUCAAGUAUAAACAUGAAUUUGGAGUUUUAUUAAACAUUUGUGUGUGCAUAAAACAUCUCGAUCGUUUACAUAUCAGCUGGAUCAACGAUGCCCAUUCGAGCCUACUGCACCAUCUGUUCGGAUUACUUCGAUAACACCAAAGAUGUGGCUGCAAUUCACUGUGGUCACACUUUUCAUUAUGCCUGUCUUCUUCAGUGGUUCCAGUCAGCUCCAAGCAAAACCUGCCCGCAAUGCAGAAAACAGGUCAGCACAAGACACAUCAUCAACAAGCUCUUCUUUGACAUAGCACCAGAAGAUGAUUCUACUUCGGUAGACCCAGAAAGUUUACAGAAUGACAUGGCCAGAAUGAAAGCAAUGCUGUGUGAAAAAGAGAAAGAAUGGAGGGAUAAACAGAAGUCGGUAGACACCCUAAAAGAGACAAUUGAGAGGCAGAAGAAAGACCUGGACAAACUCAGGAAAGACAUUGGAGACAAAGAGAUGUUGUGUUCUGUUCUCCGGAAACAGAUGAAUUUCUUGGACAGUCAGAAGAAUGAAGGUCAGGCAGCCAAGGAAGAAGCCAAACGCCUCCGAGUCAAAAUGAAAACCUAUGAGAGUUUAGAUGCGGUCUUACAGGGUCAGAGGUCAGAGGUGGAGGCCAUGAUCACUGACAUGGGUGUGGGUCAGUCGGCAGUUGAGCAGCUGUCUAUAUACUGCAUCUCACUUAAAAAGGAAUAUGACAACCUGAAGGGAAGUCUGAAGUCAUCAAAUGAGAUGUGUGAAAAGUUGAAAAGGGAACUGAUCUCCACUAAUAGCAAGUUGCAGAAAGCCACAUCAGAAACAAGCCGAGCAAAUGAUGACAUGAGGGCGCUUCAGAAAGAUCUGUCCAAUGCAGACAAAGAGAUUACUAGCUUAAAGAAGAAAGUAGAAAUUCUUCAGCGGACAUUAAGCACUCCCACCCGCACUAAUGAGGCCAUUAGUAGACUGGUGUUUGAAAGCCCAGCCCCUUUAGAGUUAAAGCGUCCAGGUCACGGUCAGCUUUCAGACUCUCAGGAAAUCGACUUGAACCUGACCUUCGACAUCAACACGCCUGAACAGGUGGAGAAGAAACUCAUUCAGGUCCCAUCUAAAAAGAUGCGUCUCGACCCAUCAGCAUCCUCAUCAACUAACUCCGAAAAUACUCUCGGGCGUAACAAUGCUCGAGUCAAAGAUGAUGAUGUGAUGGGGCCCAUGAUAAGGAACUCUCUGCUCUUUAGAAAGAAUGCAUUUGGAAGCAUGCUGGACCCAAGCAAAUUUGGCACCGUAAGGACUGGAUAUGACGGACUUGGAGGGAGAGCUAAAUUUAUCCAGCCUUCUCCUUUGUCUGAAAUUCGUCCACUUGCCAUGAAGCCUAAGAGGAAGAAGGUGACCAGGCCUGUUACAAACAAACCCACAUCCACCCUGACCACGCUGGACAGUUUCUUGGAGUAAAACAGUUCCUUUUAGACAGUGUCCUUGCUUGUUAAACUCCAAGGACCCAUGAGACCUCAUGGAUUAUUGUGUGCGAGAUUGCUGUACUGAUCAUUUCUGAGAAAUGUCCAAUACAAGGUGCUGUUGUUCUUGGGAAGCCACAAGCUUUUAACUGUAGCUAGAUUUAAAUAUCAUGUGCUUUUGUGUAUAUUUGUGUGUCAUUGUUUUUUUAAGCUCUUCUUUGUUAGACACGGGCUCAAUGGUGCCACUAGGUAGUGAGUGCCUUUAGGUUUGUCUUAGAAAACCAAUUAUACAGUUUUAUUUAUUAACCACCAAUGACGCUGGCACUGCAAAAUUAGCUUUUCUGUUUGUGGAGUUUAAAGCGACUUUAUCAUAGCAUAGCCAUUUCCUAUAUGUUUUGGUCUUGCUUUGAGUGAUUUUCCCGUAAUGUAUGAACUUUUUUGUGUUUUUGCGUGUGUUUCUCAAUGUGUUUUGUCUCUGUACAGAUGUAUAUAAUUUGAUUUAAACAAUAAACAUGUUUUCACUGGUUUUGA